Messenger RNA from Pristis pectinata (smalltooth sawfish), 1554 nucleotides. Its product is annotated as coiled-coil domain-containing protein 157-like. Bases 1 to 1554 code for a protein of 517 amino acids. NCBI's taxonomy places the organism in Eukaryota, Metazoa, Chordata, Chondrichthyes, Rhinopristiformes, Pristidae. The record is from RefSeq and is a predicted model, not a curated record. The transcript has 7 exons.
AUGUCUGUUGGCCUGGUAGUGAAGAAAUACUGGAACAGCAUGCUUAAACUUGGUUCCCUCUACCAGCAGAAAAAGUUAAUGCUGGAUGACCUUGCUAAACUACAAAGUGAUCUGAUGAAUUCCAAGGCAGAAGUCGAAAGGUUGAAGAAUUGUUCAUCUAUACCUACCAACUCAUCUUCCACCCCUGGAAGUAUCAAAUCUACUGCGAUGACACAAUUGCCUGUGUCUGCUACACCUACCCUUCAUUCUGCACUAAGUGGAACACCAAGAAACUGUACAACUGGUAUUGCCACAGACACUCGGAGCAUUGGCUCACAGACAGUGGAAUCAGCCUUGGUACCAUGCGAUGCCUGUGCCCGCACUCAAGCGACCCUUAAGAAGGUCAGCAAUUCCAUUAUCACCAUUUGCCAUAACCAGAAUAUUCCAUCUGCUGUGAGCAGGUUUCAGGAAGUGGUGAAGGAAACCCUUGGGGAUGGAAUAAUGACAGCAACUGAUGUGGCUUAUUGGGCCUCUGAGCAGAACAAAGACUUAGCACGAAUAAACAAACAUCUCACUGAACUCAUGAACAGCAUUAACCCACUAAAGGCUGAGCUACAAGCCACAGAAGAGCAGCAAAACAAAAUGAAGAAGAAAGUAGAUAAUUUUAAUAAAGAACUUGAAAAGGAGAAAGAGAAGCAGCUCUUGAAGAUAAAAGAGUUUAACAACCAAAUAGAGGAGAUUGAAAGGAAUAACUUUGAGACAGUAGCAAAACUUGAGAAAGAUAAAGAGACACUCAGAAAAGGAAGUGCUACAUUGGAAAAGAAGUUAUCAGCUCUGGAGGAGAAAAUCCAGGGGCAACACAAGCUCAUUAGAGAGCUUGAGGACUCUAAGCAGAGGUUGCUGGAAGAAAUGAGAACCAAAAUGGCAGAUAUAAGUGAAGUGCUGACUCUUGAGGAACAACUUAGACUAAUAAAUAAUCAGUUGGAGAGUACAAUGGAGCAGCUCAAAACGAUUAGCAAAGAACUGGAAAAAGAAAAAAUGAAAAUCAACAACAUGCUGAGACACGAAGAGUCUCUGAAAGCUAAGAUUAAAGCUCUGCUACAACAAGUUGAUGAAUUGGAUGAAGAACGUGAAGGGCUGAAUACGAAAUUAGCUGAGUCUGAAGCUGGAUUUGACCAACUCGAGGUGCAGCUGAAAACAGUCAAUGAAGAGAAAAGCAACCUACAGCGCCAACUCCAAGAACAACUGCAGCACACAGAGCAACAACAGGAAGAAAAGCAUGGUCUGGAGAAAAUCAUGUUGGAGCUAAAACAAAACCUGACCCAGCUAGAAAGCCAGGCUCAAGAAUAUAAAGAGCAGCAAAGGCUUCUAGUAACUUUCCCCGACUUAAACAUGCCAGAUGAAGCACAGUGUGAGAGUACAGGUGAUAUUGCACUGGAUAUGGAGAAACAGUUACAAGCAAACAGCAUACGUAUUAAUAUCCUGGAAGAAGAGAACUCUCGAUUGAGAAACACUCUCACAAUGCUGCAGAAAACAACACAACAAGGAGUUUUGAAGGUGAAAUUCAACAGAUAG